AUGAAGAAAGAGAAGAAAACGCGCGCUCUGUUGCUCAUUUUGUUGGUUCAUUUUGGCUCAGGACAAACAGAUUACGCUCCAUAUUUUUACGACAAUGGACCGAGCAGCAACAACGGAAACAUGGCUCUGUUCAGUAUUUCAGAAGACACGCAAGUCGGAGCUCUGAUCUACGUGUUGAACGGCACAGACCCGGAGCAGGAUCCCGUCAGGUUCGGUCUCUCCUUCGACAAAGGAACAAAAGAAUAUUUCAGAGUCGACCCCAAAUCUGGAAACGUGACUCUGAUUCAGGAGCUGGACAGAGAGAGUCAGGAUGAGAUCUCUGUGUCUGUGAGCAUCACAGACGGACGCAACAAGGUUGUGGAAACGGCCAGAAUCUUUGUCACUGACGCCAACGACGAAGCUCCAGAGUUUCAGAACCUGCCCUUCAUAAUCAGCAUCCCAGAGGACGCGGCUGCAGGGACCAGUGUUUACAAGGUGGAGGCCACAGACAGAGACUUGGGCUCAGGAGGAAGUGUCUCUUAUUUUCUACAGGCGUCGUCUUCUGUCCCGUUCACCAUCGACCCUCACAGCGGGAUCCUCCGAGUCCGACCGGGAGAAACUCUGGACUACGAGACCACGCCCACCCACUUCAUCACCGUCAUCGCCAAGGACGGAGGAGGGAAGUACAAAGGGAGACACCAGGUCCUGUCGUCCAGCGCCACGGUCACAGUCAAUCUGCAGGACUCCCAGGACACGCCCCCUGUGUUUGUGGGCACGCCUUAUUUUGGAUACGUGUACGAAGUCUCUGUCCCGGGCUCAGAAGUGUUCACAGUCUCUGCCAGAGACGGAGACCAGGGCAACCCCAACCCAAUGCACUACCAGAUCCUCAACGGCAGUGACGGUGUUUUCGACAUAAACAGCACGAGCGGGUGCAUCACUCUGAACACUUUCCCCACCGCGCUGAAGAACGAGCUCUACGAGAUCAUCGUCAAGGCCUCGGAGUUGGGCGCGGGGGGUCAGCUCCUGGAGUCUGACCUCACCGUCGUCACCGUGCGGGUGGUGGAUCUGAACAACCAUCCUCCCACCUUCUACGGCGAGAACGGACCUCAGAGCAGGUUUGAACUGACCAUGACGGAGCACCCGCCUGCAGGAGAGAUACUCAGAGGCUUCAAGAUCACGGUCAACGACUCCGACCAGGGAGCCAACGCAAAGUUCAAGCUGCGUCUGGUGGGGCCCAGUCACAUCCUGAGGGUGGUUCCUCAGACGGUUCUGAACGAGGCUCAGGUCACCAUCAUCGUGGAGGACACCACCGGGAUCGACUACGAGAAAGGACCCACGCUCUCCUUUAAGCUCUUGGCGGUGGAGAUUGACACUCCGGAGAGGUUCAGUUCGACGGCGGACAUCCUGAUAAACCUUCUGGACACAAACGAUAACACUCCAAAGUUCACCUCGGAGUAUUACAUCGCCCGAGUCCCGGAGAACUCUCCAGGAGGCUCCAGCGUGGUGUCUGUCAAGGCUGAGGAUCCAGACUCGGGGCCGUGGGGGGACGUCUCCUACACCAUCUAUGGAUCAGGAGCAGAUCUGUUUGUGAUCCACCCGAACUCCGGCCUCAUCUCCACUCAGCCCUGGACCAGCCUGGACGCAGAGGUCCGGUCCAAGUAUAACUUCUACGUGAAGGCGGAGGAUUCAGACGGGAGGUACAGUCUGGCCGAGGUCUUUGUGAGCGUCGUGGACAUGAACGACCAUCCCCCCGAGUUCAACGACAGACUGGUGGAGAAGACCAUGAUCAUCGGCUCCCCGGUCAAAGUGGAGGCGAUAGACGAAGACGCAGAAUCCCCCAAUAACCUCAUCGAGUACUCCAUAAUGAAAGCGGACCCCGACAACGCCUUUGACAUCAACUCGGAGACGGGGGAGAUCUACCUGAAGCCUUAUAUAAAGUCCAUGGAGAUCGUGCAGAACAUCACCAGACAGAAGGACUGCACCUGGUCCCUCGUGGUCCAGGCCAAAGACUUAGGAUCCCCGUCCUUCAGCACGACGACGGUGGUCAACAUCGACAUCACGGAGGCGGAUCACCUCAAAGGGCCGAUGGCGGCUUUUUUAAUGCGCAGUAGGGACAAUCCGGUGAAGGCCGUAGUCAUGGUAAUCGCUAUAAUCAGUAUUUUGGUAGGUGUGACCGCCAUGUUGUCCGCAGCUUUGUUUUUACGCAACUCCAAGUCCAAUAAGAUCACGCCAGCCCGACGCGUCAUCAGAAGACGACCGCCGGAUCAACGGCAGCGACAAACCCCACGGAUCUCGACGUGGAGGCUGAACAUGCCGCUGUUCACGCUGUCAACGCCGGGGGAAAAGUUUCUCGUCGAAGAUAACGACGGUGUGGGCGAUUGCGAAGCCGGCGCGGUGGGUCCGAGGGGUAAACCGACGCCCCCUUUGCCUCCGCCGCCGCCGUGCGCGAGCCGGGCGGGGGACAGGCCCAGAGCCGUGCCCACCAUAUCCGGAGCGCUGGCAACGAAGGCGUCGAUGAAAGCUAAAGCCAACAGACGUAAAGAAGGAAACAUCAGCUCGGCUUUGGUGUCAGAGCUGAAAAUGAAACUGGAGCAGAAGAUCAUUGAGAGUAAUAAAGGGUAUUAUUGUUGA
Boleophthalmus pectinirostris (great blue-spotted mudskipper) is the source of this 2610-nucleotide messenger RNA. Its product is annotated as cadherin-related family member 1. Gene Ontology annotation, cellular component: catenin complex; plasma membrane. Gene Ontology annotation, biological process: homophilic cell-cell adhesion. NCBI's taxonomy places the organism in Eukaryota, Metazoa, Chordata, Actinopteri, Gobiiformes, Gobiidae. Gene Ontology annotation, molecular function: cadherin binding; calcium ion binding. The record is from RefSeq and is a predicted model, not a curated record. The transcript has 17 exons. Bases 1 to 2610 code for a protein of 869 amino acids.